Molecule: messenger RNA, 3347 nt
Organism: Megalopta genalis
Lineage: Eukaryota; Metazoa; Arthropoda; Insecta; Hymenoptera; Halictidae
Gene: spab
Product: space blanket
Source: RefSeq, a predicted model, not a curated record
GUAUAGAUUGCCAAUGCUGCCGCGGCUGGACUCAGUCUCAGUCCUCCAGCGAACUCCAUCGAGGACUUGUUGAUCCCGGGGAACUGGCGAGAGAGGCGGCUGAUCCUUCCUGCUUCGAACCACCGGCCGAGCUCAGGCAGGACUUAGGCGCAGAACACUAGAUCCCGAAUCGUCCCUGCGGCAACCGAUACACGAACCAAAGAUGCGCACGUGUGUUGCAUUGGCAGUGGUCGCUCUGGCGAGCACGAUGCAGCUCGAAGUGAGCGCAUGGGGCGGUGUGUUCAACCGUUUCAGCCCGGAAAUACUGUCGAAUCUGGGCUACGGUGGCCACGGCGACUACAUGAGUAAAUCAGGACUGUACCAGCGGCCCCUGUCUGGCGCCUAUGGGAACUCUUAUGGGGAGUCGAUGGAGGAAUUGGCGGAAGUUCAACCCUGCGAGGACAGACCCUGCACCUCCAACGAACAGUGUUGCCCGGGAUCCAUUUGCGUUACCGUAGAUGCAGUGGUCGGCCACUGCAUGUUCGUGUUCGGCCAGAAACAGGGCGAGCUAUGCAAGCGGGACAAUGACUGUGAAACCGGUCUAAUGUGCGCCGAGGUUCCUGGCAGCGAGUCCCGAUCGUGUCAACCACCGGUGACGUCGAACAAACUUUACAAUGAGGAGUGCAACAUGUCCGGCGAGUGCGACAUCGGACGCGGUCUGUGCUGUCAGCUGCAAAGACGUCAUCGACAGACCCCUAGAAAAGUUUGCUCCUACUUCAAGGAUCCCCUGGUAUGCAUCGGGCCCGUGGCAACGGACCAAAUAAAAUCGGUGGUGCAGUACACUUCCGGCGAGAAGCGGAUCACCGGCCAGGGGAACCGAUUCUACAAGAGCGUGCCCUUCGCCUAAACGCGUCUACGAUUAGGUCCGAGGCGGUGAGAGAGUGGAGAAAGCGUCGCAAGAAAUCAAACCCAUCGCACACGAUUCUCACGGAUCCGAUUCACACUAAUUCGUUGCUAUGAUUUUCAGCUGUCGAUUCGGAGUUCUCUCGAUUCGUUCGAUGCCUCCGGUCCCGAUCCCGCCAAGCGAGGCCACCUCGACGAGAGUCCGAAGUGACCUCGGCUGGUGAAGGACCGGGUAGCGAUGCAAACGCGCCUUCCAAUCGGUUUUCUCCAAACAUUGCGACUGAGAACUAAUAAUACAUAUCAGAGUAGCCUGUUUCUUAGUGUUUUAAGGGAAAAAUACAUAUCAAUGAGAAGAUUCUGCGGGGCGCGUUUCCAGGGAUCAGGCUCGAUCGAGACGAAUCUCGUAUACAGGGCGGUUCUACAUGUUCGUCCAUUAUUUUCCGUUCCUUCUCGUUGGUCUAGCGAUCUGGAUUCCAGACGAUUAGAACACCCCUCCUGGAAAAUAUAAUCUCAGCUGAAAUCGUACAUCCCGUCGGGGUACGAUGCUUUCUUUGCCCUGUACACGGGCGAACUUAAACAGAUCCUCGAAUCGAGUUUCCUGAAUCUACUACUUACAAGAUAAGGUGUCUCCUCGAAUUACUCAAACGCACAGACAGAGUAAAGUAAAUAUGUACGCAUAUAUAUACAUAUAUAUAUAUUUUCGAAUCGGCUGAUUCUCGGCAGGAGGUCGAACGAACGUCGAGCAGAAAAAAGGAAAUAUUUUCUCACGGGCGAGCGUCGUCGAACAAAGCAUGUUUGCUCUAAACAAAAUUAUGUACUCGGCCGAACGAAGGAAAAAACGAUUCGUCGGUGUCUGCGGGAACGUAUCAUAGUGAACUUAUUAAAAAAAAAAACUCUACUACAUAUACAUGCGAGUGAAGUCGUAUCGCGGUCAGACAGAAAAAGAAAAAUACGUACACAUAUCAAUGAAGUAUCUUGCUUCGCGUAGCCGUAUAUUCCAAAAUUCUUUAGACGUACGUAUGUAUACGUAGAGAUUCGGUAUUUAGAGAUUCUGUUUUAAGUGUGGCUGCCGCUCGAUCGAACAACUAUCGUCGCGGAGAUCGAGCCGCGCAUCAAAGAUGUCCAAUCGCGGGAAUCACUCCAUUGACUAAAUAUUGGAACCUCGGAGGUCGCUUCGUCAAGCGGUUAAUUAAAAGACAAGAAAGCCGUAGCGUAAACAAAGAAUAUUAAUUAAACGAACAGACGCAUACAUAUAUAAUAUCCGGGUCUGUCUGCUAACGUGCACGUAGAAUAAUAUUUGUGGGAAUCGAAACGUUAACUAACGUCUAUUACGCUGUCUGUAUUAAAAACUAAGAGCUCGAUCAUUCUGGGAAUCGCAGGCGUUUAGACGCAAUUGCGGCUUCGAGACUUGUCAGCCUACGAUUGGGCCCGGACAGAGCAAACGUUACAAUUGUAAUCGAAUUAUCUGGAAGCCGCGGUGCUAUUUUUUCGGUUUGUUAGAAAGAGAGAGAGGGAGAAAAAAAAACAAAAAAAAAUACGAACGUAAGAGUGAAAUGAGAACGUCGUUGCGGACACUCUUUCUGAUGCGUCAAGUACCUGCUGCGAAAUCCGGACAACCCCUCGUUUCUACGCCACUGAUGCUAGUCAUCGGGAGUCCAAGCACACACAAAUGAUACAAGUUUAAAGAAAAAAGACGAAAAGAAAAGGAACUAAACAAAGAAAACGAGAGAAAGAAUCGUAUUUCUAGUUACACACGGAAUAAUGAGAAUAUUAUAUUAUACUUCCAACGUUGAUCGUUAUAUCGUGUAAGGGAACUCUAACAUAUCAUGUGAAUGCCUAAAUCCAUUAAGGAGAGUUUUAAUCUUGUGAAUGUUAUUAACGCGAGAUAUAUAUAUAUUAUACAUAUAUGUAUAUCGUAUUGAAAUUAUAUUUUUAUCUUCGAUCGAUAUGUAUACUUAAACGGUAUAUAUUUACAUAGUAUUCAUAUAUUUUCCGGAAGCGUAUAUCUAUUAACUAAUCGUAAACUAUACCCUCCGAUGCGUCGUGCGUGCGAACGCAGGAACUGUUCCGUUAGUUUCGAUUUACGAUUCAAUUGAACCACGAUAACGAUAAGAUGAUUUCGCGUGAGAUCGAGGAGGAUUAGGAUUAUUUUCGUAAUCGUUGAAUUAUUGUAUUCCGAAGGGGGAGAUUUACGAAGGUGAUACACUGAUACAUAUCAUAGGCUAAUUCGAUCGUUCGAUUUCGGUAAGUUACGGUUGAAUUUUUGCGGUUGUUUGUUUAAAAUUGUUUAAACGUGCGGCUCAUUGGGGGACUACGGCCGCUUCGGCCCUGAGUCAAAGUACCUCUAUCGAAUGAAUUAAUUCCACCAUAAUUAUAUGUCUAUAACUAUAUGUACUGUUCAAAAUUAUAAUGCAAAGUUAUGAUAGAUUAAUGUGAAAUACAAUGUGGUGCAUACAAAACAUAAA